Molecule: messenger RNA, 3402 nt
Organism: Agrilus planipennis (emerald ash borer)
Lineage: Eukaryota; Metazoa; Arthropoda; Insecta; Coleoptera; Buprestidae
Product: probable phosphorylase b kinase regulatory subunit beta
Exons: 15
Coding region: 109-3306 (1065 amino acids)
Biological process (GO): glycogen metabolic process
Cellular component (GO): phosphorylase kinase complex
Molecular function (GO): calmodulin binding
Source: RefSeq, a predicted model, not a curated record
UCAUUAUGAAGGCUUGAUAAACGCAAUUAAUUAAAUGAUAUAUGAAUUACUAUGUCUGCCUCUAGGUAUAUGGUUACUGUGCUUUGAAUUUUCUUUUACCAUUUUAAAAUGAGAGUUUCCAGGCAACCUAGUAUUUUAGAUGACAAUAUUAAUUUAGAUCAGUUUUUGAAAAUAUCUAAUUAUGAAGAAACCGUUAGACAAUUGGAUAUAUAUUACGGAAUCGUUAAAAGACAACUGCUUCGUUAUCAGAGCCCAAUUACAGGAUUAUUUCCUAUAUAUUCUACAGAUACUGAAAUUGGAAGUGUACGUGAAAGCGUUUACUGUGCAGCUGCCGUUUGGGGUCUAUAUCAGUCCUACAGACGAAUUGACGAUGACAGAGGUAAAUCUUAUGAGUUGGGGCAAUCAGCUAUCAAAUGUAUGAGAGGCAUAUUGGAAUGUUGGAUAAAACAAGCCAAAAGGAUAGAAUUAUUUAAAAAACAACAAAGUUCGGUGUAUGCUUUACAUGUCAAAUUUCACUUAACUACUGGUGACACUGUGUUUACUGAUGAAGAGUAUCCUCACUUGCAAAUUGAUGUAGUAUCAGUUUAUUUGAUAUUUUUGGUGCAGAUGAUAACUUCUGGCCUUCAGAUAAUUUAUACACAGGAUGAAGUAGCUUUUGUGCAAAAUCUGGUUUAUUAUGUGGAAAGGGCUUACAGGACUCCAGACUUUGGUAUGUGGGAAAGGGGAAGUAAAUAUAACGAUGGUACACCUGAAAUACAUGCUAGUUCUAUUGGUAUGGCUAAGUCAGCUUUGGAGGCAAUCAAUGGUUGUAAUCUCUUUGGAGAAAAGGGGGCUUCUUGGAGUGUAAUUUAUGUUGAUAUAGAUGCCCAUAAUAGAAACAGAAGUAUCUUUGAAACCAUGCUACCCAGAGAGUCUUCAUCUAAGUCUGUAGAUGCAUCUCUUCUUUUAACUAUAUCUUUUCCUGCAUUCGCGACUCACGAAGACGUUUUGUACAAUCAGACAAAGACUAAUGUUUUGAGUAAAUUGAAAGGCACUUGUGGUUUUAAACGUUUCAGUAGGGAUGGAUACAAAACUAUAAUUGAAGAUCCUAAAAAACGUUAUUACAAUGUGGGAGAAAUUAAAAAUUUUGAAAAUGUGGAGUGUGAAUGGCCCUUAUUCUACAUGCUUAUGAUAAUAGAUGGUGUUUUUAAAUCCUCCCCAGAACAAAUAGAAGAAUAUCAAGAUUUACUUAAGGCUAGAAUGUUUAGAGAUUCUUUUGGAGACCCAAUUAUACCAAUGUGUUUUUAUGUUCCCGAAGAUCAAUUAGAACAGGAGCGAAAUGAACCAAAUACGAUUUUAAGGUCGCCCUGCAAGAUACAAGGUCUCUUCCUAUGGAAUCAAGCUAUGUUUGUUUUGGCACAGCUUUUAACUGCAGGGUUGUUACAUAUUAAUGAAUUGGAUCCCAUUCGUAGGUAUUUACCGUCUUACAAUAGACCACGAAAAUGUGGAAGAUACUCAGCCUUUCAGGGCACUGCUACAGACCUGGUCGUCCAAAUAGUGUUGAUAGCGGAAUCAAUGAGAUUGCAAGCAAUGAUGGCUACGUACGGAAUUCAAACGCAGACCCCGCAUGAGGUCGAGCCGGUUCAAAUAUGGUCCUCCACCCAAUUGGUUAAGGUGUACCAGAAUUUAGGCGUUAAUAAAAAAUUAGGACUCGAAGGAAGACCUCUCAGACCUGUCGGCAGUUUAGGAACUAGCAAAGUUUAUAGAGUUUGUGGGAUGACCGUACUCUGUUAUCCCCUCAUAUUUGAGGUGUCCGACUUUUAUUUAUACCGUGACAUGGCUCUUUUGAUCGACGACGUUAAAACCGAACUUCAGUUCGUAGGACGGUAUUGGCGUUUAUCUGGACGACCCACUGUGUGCCUGUUAAUUCGAGAGGAACACAUGAGAGACCCUCAAUUCAAGAAGAUGCUCGAUCUCCUUGCUAUGUUAAAACAAGGUUACUGUGAUGGUGUCAAAGUUAGAAUAGGAAGAUUACAGAACUUAAUUUCCAGCUCUUGCAUGGAACAUUUAGACUUUAUGAAUAUUAUUGACUUACCUGACGACUCGUUUUCCCAUUUCGAGCAGCUGGUUCAUGAUUAUAUUGGUUACCAAAGUUUAACGGACGUACCGAGGCUCUUUCAUUUAAAUGAAGAAUUAAAAGAUCUAAAAGAUUUUGAAAACAAACCCACCGAGGAAAUUAUCAACGAAAUAAAACACAACGAAAGCGUUUACGCAAAGAGUCAAUUGUUUGGGAUAUUGAUGAAAAAAGAAGGCGCAAACUAUAUACUAGACGACAUCACUGUAGAAGAACAUAUAAGAAUGUUGUACCAUAAAGCUGGUAGUGUUGGUAACUGGGCAGCUGUACGUUAUACGAGUAGUUUACUUCACCAUAGCGUCGAUUCCAUUAGUCCUUUCAUUACUGCCGUUUUAGUACAUGGAAAGCAAUUAACUGUAGGUGUUAUAAAUCAAAAGGAGACAGUUUUUGAUAAGCCAAUGACACCUAUUGAGAUUCAGUCUAUAAUUUAUAACACAAUUCAACCGUAUGACGUUAUCCAGGCAGUUUUACAACAAGAAGUUAUACUCUACUGUGGCAGACUUAUAUCAACAAAUCCGGAAUUGUUUCGAGGAAUAUUAAAAAUAAGAGCUGGAUGGUUCAUAGAGGCGAUGAGAAUUUAUUUAAAAAUUACAAAUAGUUCGAAACAGCUGGAGGAACAUAGUCCCUAUGAAAUCAGAUUACUAGUCUAUAAAGUUUUAUCUAUUAAGGAGUGGGCCAAUACAGAAAAUCUAACGCCGUACCAAAGAAGACAGCUGGAGGGUUGUUUAUGUAGAGUACCGGCUUCUUUUUACUAUCAGGUGUGGGACGUUCUCACCCGAACACCCGGCGGAAUCGUGGUAAUGGGGAACUUAAUUCCUCAAAAUCCUACUCUGUCCAAUAUGACUAGGUCCGAAAUAACUUUCGCUUUACUAGUUGAAGAGGCACUAAAUAACAUACAACAGCCCGAAUAUCGACAGUUAAUUGUAGAUUUAUUGGUUGUUGUAUCGACGAUUCUAACAAGAAAUCCUGAACUCAGUUUUAAUGAUUCUUUAGAUUUGCAACAGCUGGUUAAAGAUGCAGCUCAUAUGUAUGCAAAAGAUAAUAAAUUAAACGGCGACGAUAUUACGUAUUUGUUCAACGCAUCUUAUUUGCAAUGCAUCGGUUAUUUGGCAAGAGCAGUUGUUAAUAACGUGCUUAAAGGAGGUGAACUUACAAAAAACGUUGGACAUCCCGCGACGUGCAAAAUUUCGUAAGUUUGUUGUAAUAAAGAUAAUUAUUUGAUAUGUUUGUUUUACCGACAAAUAAUAUACAUAUACUUUAAAAUAAAUAAAAACCUAAUGAAUUUAUAA